Paramacrobiotus metropolitanus is the source of this 2421-nucleotide messenger RNA. Its product is annotated as stromal interaction molecule homolog. The record is from RefSeq and is a predicted model, not a curated record. The transcript is spliced from 8 exons. Gene Ontology annotation, molecular function: protein binding; calcium ion binding; calcium channel regulator activity. Gene Ontology annotation, cellular component: endoplasmic reticulum; plasma membrane. Gene Ontology annotation, biological process: activation of store-operated calcium channel activity; intracellular calcium ion homeostasis; store-operated calcium entry. Bases 239 to 2014 code for a protein of 591 amino acids. Lineage: Eukaryota; Metazoa; Tardigrada; Eutardigrada; Parachela; Macrobiotidae.
CAUAGCCUCCGCGAAGCGUCACUAGUACUUCUCGAUUUUAUUAUUUUUAAAUUGUCAGGAGAUAGGUACACUGUACUUUUUAUUCCCGAAUCCACCUCAAGAAUUUACCCCAGUCCUAGUUAUAAUCUGUUGUAAAGAAGCAAAUUGUAAAUACGCGCCUAUGAUCAUGUGAUAAUUGUGGCUUUCGUUAGCUCUUGGAUCGAUGUGAGCGCCGGAAGGCGAGCUUUGAAUAUUAUCAAUGGCCGCCACGUCAUGUUUUAGGAAGAUAUUUUAUCCGGUUCUACUAUUCCUGAUGCUUUAUAUUGUUUCGGGAUCUGAUGCAAAACCUAACGACGGCGCUAAUGGAACUCCUGCGCCAGACACAGAGAAGCGAAGCGAAUACGAGUCCAUUGCUUAUCUGCACCAGUUGCUUGACGAAGAUCUCAGCGGCUAUAUUGAUGUUAAAGAAUCAGAUGAGUUCCUGAACGAUGAGCUGAAUAUCAAAGGGAAAACUAGCGAUCGCGUAUCCGCCUUACAUAAAGAUGAUCCUCAGAUUACUGUUGAUGAGUUGUGGAAGUCAUGGAGUAUGUCGGAAGUGCACAACUGGACUGUUGACGAAGUCGUUUUGUGGCUAGUAAACCACGUAGAACUGCCACAGUAUUCAGAUCAUUUUCGUCGUCAAAAUGUCAAUGGCACUUUGCUCCCUCGACUUGCUUCUAACCAGCCGGAAUAUUUGACGUCUACCCUGGGUGUUCGUGAUCCAAUCCACAAACGAAAAGUAUCUCUUAAAGCAACAGAUGCCGUUCUUUUUGGAUCUCCCAGAGCCCGGGAUCCUUUAAGUGCAUACAAAGAAUGGAUAUUUUUUUCGUCCCUAAUAAUCGCAUCUUGCGGGAUAUGGGUUGCUUAUUCCCAGCGGAAAAAGUACGAAGCUCAGAUGCGUCACAUGGCUGCUGAUCUGGAGCGCAUUAAGGCCUUAGAGAAAGACCUUGCGGAAAUGCAAAGCACCGAAGGCUCGGCUUUGGGAUCCAACGAAGACGAUGCCUUAUCCCUUGCCCCGGCUGAACGGGAACGACUACAUGAACUAGAACAGGAAAACACCCUUUUGCGAGAAGCUUUGGAAAGAGCGGAGCAUCGUGUUCAAGCUACGCAGUGGUAUGCGCCGGUAGAUCUGGAGCUUGUCCUGCAGAAAACUUAUUCGGUUGAGCUACAGUAUUUCAAAGGAAAACGAGCUGCUGCCGAACGACAACUUUUGGCUGCGAAAGAAGAGUGCGAGAAGCUCCACAAGAAGCAGCAGAGCGUCUUGGGAGCGUUCCGAGUCACGCAUGGGUCACAGUUGAAUAAUGUGGAUGACCAGUUGGUCGCAGCAAAAACUGCCUUGGGUGAUCUGGCUUCCGAUAUUCAAGAUCGCCAGUCACGUUGGGGUCGCAUUGAAGCGCUCACUGGUUUCCACAUUGUAUCUACCGGUGCAGAUGCCCAUAAGCGUGAACGCGAAAAGAGCUUUGCGAGGCGCGAUUCGUUUGACGCAGAAGACCGCAAUACCUUUGCACGUGGGUCAGUCCGCAGUGAACGGAGUGGAAGUCCGGUGAUGUCACGAGCAUUUCAGCGUCAUCCUGUUGCACAUAACAGUCGGCAGCUUUCUGAUGAGCACAAUUCAGACGAUGCAUCCGUUUACUCCCAAGAUGUUGGUUCAGUUUAUGCUGAGAGUGUCCGGAAAACGCACAUUGGUCCCGUUGCUCCUGUGUACGGUAUUAAAGAGUUUAGUCGCGGGAACGAUGUGGGAGCCGAUACUUACAGCGAAGCAUCUGUCGCCUCCAAAGCUCGAGUGCCGCGUCUCAAUGAAGAAAUGAGGCAGGGAUCGCUUCGUAAACUUCCAGAUGUUAGUAGCGAUGUUUUGUUUUCCGCCUCUUGGGAGAACGAUAAUGGGCGAGCAACAGAAAGCGAUCAGGAAACCAGAGCUCCUAAACGUUCGACCGCCAUCAAGAAGGUUUUCUCCAAUUUGUCCCUCUCUGUGCAUCACAAGAAGAUUGAUCAUUAAGCCGGCUGCUCCUUGGAUGUGCUUUUCCUCACUCAGCGCAGCAAUGCAAGAAUCUUUUAUGUAUUUGUUUCCGUUUCGAAUAAUUAAGUUUCCCCGGUGUUCUGUGAUGGCGUACUUGUAGUCACUAGAGGUAGCUUCUCCAGCUCAUUCGGUUUUUCGUAUUGCAUUUUGCUUACCCUUCUGGGCUUCCCAAAUUUCCGUGAUUUCAAAAUAUGUGCCUUCUCAGAAAUAUGAGGCCUUUUUAGAGUUUUUUCGCUGUAUUUAUUUACACCUCCGUUUUCUUUAUUCUUUGGGUGUCACGAAGGCUAACUGAUGGAUGUCUGCUAUUGCUUUCUGAAAGAUAUGGUGUUAAAACUUUGUUUUAACUUGCUUGGAUAGUAUUGGGGUAUAAAGUUUUCAGAUGAGUG